Molecule: messenger RNA, 735 nt
Organism: Strongylus vulgaris
Lineage: Eukaryota; Metazoa; Nematoda; Chromadorea; Rhabditida; Strongylidae
Source: the annotation of a GenBank genome assembly
UUGAGGACAACAAUUCAUUUUAGAUAUUUCUUUGUUUUGGUUGUACCUAAGGAUGUUCACCAGCCAGGAUGGAAUCCUAGUACAUGGAUAGUACCAGAAGAAGUUAUUAAGCAUGAAGGGAGUAUCAGUGAUGAGAAUGGAGAGGACGAUUCUACGAAAAAGACAUCUCAGUUGAAAGUCCCGCAAAGAAAACUCACAUUUGUCGAAAGAUUGAAGUAUAUAGUGCCCUUACUGCAUCUCAUGAUUCCACUAUCAUUCGUCUACAUCGGAGAAUAUCUUAUAAAUCAAGGAGUGACGCAAUUAGUUAUUUUCAACUGUCACGAAGGAUUCAAUCUUACGUUAAGUGCUCAAUACCGAUGGUAUCAGGUGCUUUACCAACUUGGAGUCUUUAUUUCACGAUCAUCAGUGAAAGUUUUCGCUUUGCCAACGUGGUCGCUCUAUUUGUUGCCAGUGCUUCAGGCAACCAACUUCUUUUUCUUCUUUUUCGAAGCGAUCUAUUGGUUUGUGCCUAGUAUAGGCAUAAUCUUUGGUCUCAUUGUGUUUGAGGGUUUGCUAGGAGGUGCAGCUUACGUGAACACUUUCGAUAAAAUCCAUAAAAUGGUUUCACCCGAUGUACGAGAGUACUCACUAUCCGUAGCCACUGUCGGAGAUUCAAUGGGAAUCAAUUUUGCUGGAUUUAUGUCAAUUCCACUACAUAACUAUAUAUGCGGUAGACCAAUGCCUGCUGUUCGUUGA